AUGGCUGAAGCAUCCUCCUGCACCGUAUAUAUAACAUCCGGCCCCAUCCGUGGCACAGUAACACCCCUUCCCGAUGGUUCCGGUCCGUGCUACACCUUCAAAGGCAUCCCGUAUGCUGUUCCGCCCGUCGGACCGUUACGCUUUCAACCACCACAACCGCUAACACACCACUCGAACGACGGGCAAGCCGCGCUGGACUGUACGCGAGAGCGUGCGGUGAGUUUGGCCAGCAGCUACCUGCCACCGAACCCGCCCCUCGCCUCCGAAGACUGUUUGUAUUUGAAUGUUUACACACCGAAAAACCCAACCCCUUUGGACGGUUCCUCCGAUCUGCCCGUAAUGGUGUGGCUGCACGGUGGCGCCUUCUGCACCGGAAGUGGCGACUCGUCCAUUUACCAUCCCGAGUGGUUGGUGGCGCUGGGGCCCGCCGUCGUCGUGACGGUAAACUAUCGGCUCGGGCCGGCCGGAUUCCUGUGCCUACCGUCGGCGGGCAUUUACGGCAAUAUGGGACUGAAAGAUCAGCGGCUGGCGUUGCAGUGGGUGAGGGCAAACAUUGGCCGGUUCGGAGGGGACGCGCACAAUGUGACACUGUUUGGGGAGAGUGCCGGUGGCGUUUCGGCCCAUCUACAUUACCUUUCGGAGGGAUCGUACCAGCUGUUCCACAAGCUCAUAUGCCAGUCCGGGGUGGCGACUACGUCGAUCAUCUUUCAGAAGCAUCCGGAGCAGAAAGCGCGCCGUCUGGCGGAGUAUUUCGGGUGUCCGCCCGAUGCUUCCGAUCGCCAAGUGUUGGAUACUCUUUUGAAUGUUGCACCCGAGCAGUUGGCCAAAUCGCAAAAGGAGGCUCUCUCGGCACACGAGAAAACGCUCGACUCGGUGUACGCCUUUCGGCCGGUGGUGGAGCCGUCCGAUGCGAUUGAUCCGAUCGUUACGGAAAAUGCGUUCGAUUUGCUGCGCAGCUUCAACCGGCCGGGCAAGCCGAUGAUACUGGGAGUGGUCAGCGAGGAGGCACUGUACAAGAUUAACACCUUCCGACAGCACCUGCUACGGUACAGAGACGAUAAGGGUCGCUUCAUUCCGGAUUUGCUGAACGUUCCGGCGGGCGAGCGAUCGGAGGUGGCCGAUCGCAUUUUAGCGUUCUACUGCGGUACGACCGAGGUGACGCUGGAGAAGGAGUUCGAGCUGAGUCGCAUUUUUACCGAUACCAUGUACCUAAUUCCGACCGUACAGGCGGCAGAGCUGCAUCUUCGUCGUAGCAAAAGCGAUAUCUUUUUCUACCAUUUUGGCGCCGAGACGGAGCUGAACAAGUUUCGCCAGCAGUGGAAAGUGCCAGCGGAAUAUCGUGGCGCAAGCCAUGCGGAUGAUGUGUGCUACCUGUUCAGUGCGAGCUUCUUCCAUACGGAUGCGGUGGGGCAGGAUUCGCCGGCCUGGAGGUUACGAAAGGCGAUGUGCCACCUGUGGACCAGCUUUGCCCGGCGGAGAGUGCCACGGUUGGACGGUGAGGAGGUGUUGUGGACACCUUUGGAGGAACCGACCACGGAAUCGUUUAAUUUAACGGCACUAAACAUAGACCACCAGUGCGACAUGAGGAUGGUACCGAAUCACCUCGCUGAUCGUGUCGGUUUUUGGAGAGCCCUGUUUAAAAAGUAUAAUGGAGACCUGUUUGGAAGGGGAGUGAAGCCCGUAGAUAUGCCAUAAAAUCAUUGAACAGCAAUUCCGUUCUGAUUUAUCAUCCAAUUUAGGAAGUCAUUCUCAUUGCCAGCAAUCAGAGUGUGAGGCGAUGAAGAAAGACAUCAUGAGGGCCACACCCGAAAGUGUUGAAACCUUACUGAACCAACCUCAGUUAUUAUUUAAUGUCCCUGUAAUCAGAUUUUUGAUUGGUUAAUCUGCCUGUAAGCAUACUCUUCGAACGCCUUCGAUAAGAACUUUUAUCGUAAUUGAUAGCAAUGCCAUUUACGGUAUAGAGAGAGAUACAGAAAUUCCUAAAAUUAUAGCCAAAAAAUGUAAGUAACUAAAAUAAAAAACGAGC
Molecule: messenger RNA, 2026 nt
Organism: Anopheles merus
Lineage: Eukaryota; Metazoa; Arthropoda; Insecta; Diptera; Culicidae
Product: acetylcholinesterase-like
Exons: 3
Coding region: 1-1695 (564 amino acids)
Source: RefSeq, a predicted model, not a curated record